Molecule: messenger RNA, 741 nt
Organism: Emys orbicularis (European pond turtle)
Lineage: Eukaryota; Metazoa; Chordata; Testudines; Emydidae
Product: thiol S-methyltransferase TMT1A-like
Exons: 2
Coding region: 1-741 (246 amino acids)
Molecular function (GO): S-adenosylmethionine-dependent methyltransferase activity
Source: RefSeq, a predicted model, not a curated record
AUGGCAAAGGCAGUGGUCCUGUUUCUCCGUGUUUGCGUGCAGCUGCUUGCCCUGCCAAUAUACCUGCUAUCAUUCCUAGGCAUAUGGGACCCAUUCUGUAAGAAGAUAUUCUUUCCCUUCUUCAUGGAGAAGUUAACUGCAAGUUACAACUGGAGGGUGUCAGGGCACAAACAAGAGCUGUUCUGCAACCUGCAGGAGUUUGCAGGCCCCUCGGGGGAACUGACUUUGCUGGAGAUUGGGACUGGCACUGGCGCCAACUUCCAAUUCUACCCACCUGGCUGCAAAAUUACCUGCACUGACAUAACCCUCAACUUCCAGCACGGUCUCUCCAAGAGCAUGGCACAGAAUCAGCACCUCCAGUUUCAGCCCUUCCUGGUGAUCCCAGGGGAGGACUUGAACCAAGUGGCUGACAGCUCUAUGGAUGCAGUGGUUUGCACCUUGGUCCUGUGCUCAGUGCAAAGCAUAGAGGGUGUCUUGAAAGAAGUUUUGAGAGUACUCAGAGCCGGUGGGGCAUUUUAUUUCUUAGAGCAUGUAGCUGCAGAUCCUACAAGCUGGAGCUAUUUUUGGCAGCAAGUCUACUAUCCAACUUGGAAACUUGUGUUUGAUGGAUGCUACCUCACAAGAGAGAUCUGGAAAAACCUUGAACAGGCCACGUUUUCAGAAAUAAAGUUACGGCACAUACAAGUCCCAUUAUACUGGACUCCAGUUCAGUCUCAUAUCAUCGGAUAUGCUAUAAAAUAA